This is a messenger RNA of Knipowitschia caucasica, 489 nucleotides long. The record is from the annotation of a GenBank genome assembly. NCBI's taxonomy places the organism in Eukaryota, Metazoa, Chordata, Actinopteri, Gobiiformes, Gobiidae.
AUGGUCUAUUGCGUCUGCUGGGCCAUUAUGUCUGAGCUUGUGAUGGAGUGUGUGGAAGAAGAGUUGGAGCCAUGGCAGAAGUCCUUUCCUCAGAUUAACCUGACUGAAGAGGAUGAUGAUGAUGAACCCAUAUUUGUCGGAGUAGUGUCUGACGAAAAAAUGGAUGAUGUUUCCAAUCCUAAACAAAUAGUAAUUCAACAGCCCAAACCUCAACCAUCUACUGGUCCUUCACAUUUGCUGCAUCUAAAUAUGAUGGGAAGUCCUGUGAAUACCCCUGCUCCUGUUGUGUCAGCAAUUACACCACAGCCUAUUGUUGUCAAUAACCAGGGCUUUAUAGUUUCUUCACAAAUGACAAACAAUGGUAAUUUUAUUGCCUCCCUUGGGACUCCUGGCUCUUCAAUUGCAUUCAUAUCAGCCCAGUCACAGUCCAAUGCAAGUAACGCAGCCCAACACAUCUUUGCAACUAAAGUCAUAUCCAAAGUCAAGUAA